CCUUAUGUUGGCGCGUAAUUUUCUGAAUACGACAAUGGGAAAAAGGGUAAGAAGAUACCCAAAUCAUAUGCAUCAAAUCUCCUAGACUUUCAUUUUCUCAGCCAUUUUCUCGCCGGACGCGCCUCUUUCGUUCCCUUUGCUAUCAGUAUCGUGUAGCGAAGGGAAAGAUCGAUUACCCAUCUUCCAGAUUUGUGCUCCCCGACAUCUGUUUGUGUUUGACCUGGAAUUGUUUGGAUUCGAUUGCGUUUUGCUUUGCCACUUGGUCGGUGUGUCCGGUUUUUUGUUCUUAUUAGCUAAGUUUGGAAGUGGGUUCGAGUUGAUCUAGUGGUGGCUCUUAUGAGAGGGGGAUUUCGGAUGAUCUGGAGGUUUCUUUAGCUGUUUUGAAUUAGCGUUUUGCUGCAAAAGGUUCUGAAAAAAGGAAGCAAGGAGGGAAGACAAAAGUAAGCUUUUGAAUGUUCUGCUUUUGUAAUUGACACGUUUAUAUACUUCACUUGAGGUCAGGGCUUAUCUACCUUAAAGUUUGGUCGGUAAAGUUUCUCCAAGAUGGAGCCUACACAGUGUUCAGCUAGUGUUCUUGAAGCAUUGAUGGGCUUUGAUGAGCUGCAAUCCGAGCACCGUGCUCCGGGGCGUUCUCGAGUUCUUUCCGAGCGUUAUUUACAAAGGGUUGCUUCCAUUGGAGGAACCCAAAAGAAGAAAUCCCCCUCUAGAUGUCAGCCAUUUAGGAUGACCAUAGAAGAGCCACCAGAAGUCUUUUCGAUACGCAACGUGUUAUGGGAUCGGGAGCACUUUUCGAUACACAAUUUCAUGAACGAAAAGCACUUUUCGACAGAUGAGAUUAUACCGAUGUCAAAGGAUUUUCAUGACUUACCGGAGGUCGUAGAUUCUAUGGACAUCUCACCAAGACAUACUAGAACAAAAGAUAAUACGUUCAACCAUGUCGAAAAUGGACCGAACGUGUCAAAGCCACAUAACAAUGCGCAUAGAAAAGAUGAAGACAAGCGUUCCUGCUUCAUUUCGGUCGAGUCGUACAAGGGCGGAGAAUCCAGGGAGAAAGUAAUAGAAGAACAAAGGAAGAAUGGAAAUUUGAUGCUAUCUAAACAAGGUAGGAACAUGAACGAAAUGUUUAUACUCCCUCAUUAUGCAACUUUUCCCAGUGAUUUGAAUUGCAAGCCUGUCGAGUACGAUUUCCCGAAGCGUGUUUGUUUGAAUAAGGAUCAUUUGCAUUCUGGCAGUCCGUUGUGCUUGAGCUGCAAGGAUCGAAGAUUCGAUCGACUCGGUAAAAAAUCCCACAGGUCGGGACUCAAUUCUGCUUAUACAGUGAUUGCAAGAUCUAGAAUCAGGAGCAGGUACGAGGCGCUUCGAAAUACAUGGUUCUUAAAGCCUGAAGGUCUCGGUACUUGGCUUCAAUACAAGCCGUUGAAUACGAGAUCCAAUAAAAAGAAUGCUUCGGAACCCUCUUCGAAAUUAAGCUCUAAAAAGUUGAGGAUUUUUCCUUGCCCUGAUUCAGUGAGCGAUCAUGUCGACAACGAUGGCUGUAUCGUUGGUAAUGAUCUGAAGACCCGAGUCGAGAAAAAUGGCCUUUGUGAUCAGCAUUCUGUAAACUCGCUAUCAUCAAACAGCAAUCUGGCCAUAGAGCAACCUUCAUUGUCCAGCAUCGUUCCGGAGACUGACGGUCAUUCAUCUACCAACUCGUGCCGUGCGACGUGUACCUCUAUCCAACAGGAUGGUCUUUCGUUCGAUCGUUACGAUAGCAAAGAGCUAGAUUCUAUUGUGAGGUUGGAGGAGUUUUAUCAACCGAGCCCAGUUUCGGUCCUUGAACGACAUUUUAAAGAAGAAACAUUUUCGAGUUCCGAGUCCUCGGGCAUUAACGGUAGAGAACUUGAACUUCUGAUGUGGGACACCCCGGGAACUAACUCAGACGAACAUGAAUUGUUCGUAUCGAGUGAGGAGGAUGGUGGAGAAGGAUCGAUAUGCAAUUCUGAUGAAAUUUAUGAUAUAAUGAGCACGUUCAAGUUCAAAGAUAGUCGGGAUUUUUCAUACCUAGUCGAUGUCAUAAGCGAGGCAGGCUUGCAUCGUAGGAACCUAGAGAAGGGUUAUGUUUUAUGGCAUGAUCAGGAACGUCAUGUCAUUAGCCCCUCGGUGUUCGAGGCAUUAGAGAAGAAGUUCGGGGAACAAGUUUCUUGGAGGAGAUCAGAAAGAAAGCUUCUCUUUGACCGAAUAAACUCCGGGUUAGCUGAACUCUUUCGGUCGUUUGUUGGUGUGCCCGAAUGGGCAAAGCCUGUAUCGAGAAGGUUUUGGCCAUUGCUCGACCAGGAAAUGGUCGAGGACGAAGUAUGGACCCUUCUCGAUAGCCAAGAAAAGGAAGGGAACAAAGAUUUAGUCGAUAAACAGUUCGGGAAGGAGAUCGGGUGGAUAGAUCUCGGAGAUGAGAUUGGUUCUAUUUGUAGGGAACUAGAGGGAUUGCUGAUCAUUGAGCUUGUUGCAGAGGUUGGUAGCAGCAUCAUAUGAUUUUGAAUGGUAUGAUAUAUAGUUUUCAUAGACAAACAUUAUAGCAUACAAAAACAGUGAAUUGUUUCUUUUCUUUUCCUUUUUUUAAAGAAAAGGUGAGUCAUAUAUUUGUGUAUAGGAAACAGUUUUGAUCUUGUUUCAAGUGUUUGAUGAGGAUGUAUUCUUUGAUUCAUGAGUGGAACCAAGAGUUCAUUGUUGUUAAGUGUGACAGAUUGAUAUCAUUUUUAUACAUCAAAGCCUUUUGUGAUGCCAA
Messenger RNA from Cucurbita pepo subsp. pepo (vegetable marrow), 2761 nucleotides. It is a transcript of the gene TRM18, whose product is annotated as Phosphatidylinositol N-acetyglucosaminlytransferase subunit P-like protein. The record is from RefSeq and is a predicted model, not a curated record. NCBI's taxonomy places the organism in Eukaryota, Viridiplantae, Streptophyta, Magnoliopsida, Cucurbitales, Cucurbitaceae.